Messenger RNA from Bufo bufo (common toad), 2873 nucleotides. RefSeq names its product proline rich mitotic checkpoint control factor (gene PRCC). The coding region runs from base 123 to 2264 and encodes 713 amino acids. The transcript is spliced from 7 exons. Gene Ontology annotation, cellular component: nucleus. The record is from RefSeq and is a predicted model, not a curated record. Lineage: Eukaryota; Metazoa; Chordata; Amphibia; Anura; Bufonidae.
CCCGGGAGUUGUAGUCAGCGCGGCCGCCAUCAUGCUCGGCGGCCUUGGAGCAGUUUAGUCUGAAUUUGGCGGCCGGGAACGUGGCGUUGUUAGCGGGGAGAUAGCCCUCCUAGGCCGCAGCCAUGUCUCUAGUGGCCUACGCCAGCAGUGAGGAGAGCGAGUCGGAGUCGGAGAUGGCGCCGGAGUCUUCCGGGGGACUCCUCUCCAGCCUUCCCUCAGCACGAAAGGACGGGCCUCCCGCACAGGCCGAAGCCUCGGGCUAUCCUGCGGCGUAUGCCCGGCAGUCCCCGGGAGAGCAGGAGCAGCACAGCCCGGGGUUCUACGGCCCCCCGGGGGUGUACGGCCUCGGUUACCCGCCCGGAUAUGGCCCCCCGCCCCCCAACUACGGCUAUCCCUCCAGCCCGGGGUAUGCGGGCUACAGCCAGGGGCCCACAGGCUUCUACAGCCCCCAGGGGCACAACCACACCAGCUUUCCUCCACCUGGUAUGAACCUGCCUCCCCCACAGGGUGGGCAUGGUAUGGCCUUGCCCCCACCUCACGGAGGACCAGGCCUGAGCCUUCCACCUCCCCAUGGGGGGCCUGGUAUGAACCUACCUCCACCUCAAGGUGGUCCCAACAUGAACCUUCCACCUCCUCCAGGUGGUCCCAACAUGAACGUUCCCCCUCCUCAUGGUGGGCCCAACAUGAACCUCCCUCCACCUCAAGGCGGCCCCAACAUGAACCUCCCGCCACCUCAAGGUGGCCCCAACAUGAACCUCCCGCCACCUCAAGGUGGCCCCAACAUGAACCUCCCGCCACCUCAAGGUGGCCCCAACAUGAACCUUCCACCCCCCUCUCACAGUAGCCCAGGAUUGAAUUUGCCCCUGCCUCAAGGAGCUUCUGGACUCCGUUUGCCCCCACCCCAGAACGCGCAUGGUAUGAGCCUACCUCCCCCGCAGAACAAUUCUGGCUUAAGCUUGCCUCCCCCUCAAGGUGGUCUUGGUAUGACCCUCCCUCCUCCUCCAUCCGGUAACGGACUUUCCUUGCCUCCCCCCAUGGGCGGUCCCCCCUUCCCUCCGCAGGUUAGUGGAGGGCUCGCCCUGCCGCCGCCAGUCAGUAGUCCAGGGCUGAACAUUCCUCCUCCUCAGCAGAGCUCGUCGUCCUCCAUGACGUUACCUCCUCCAAAAGCUUCUGGCCAAGGGAUGAGCCUUCCACCUCCAGAAAAUGACAACUCAAAGCCGAAGAAGAGAUCGGAGCCGGUGAAGAUCAGCGUUCCGGAGCUGAGCGCAGGAGACUCCGAUUCUGACGAAGAUAAACCAAGCAAGAAGAGAGCGAUCAUCCAGAGCUCUAAGGAAGGAUUCGGUUUGUCGUCUUUGCUCCCUCAACCAAAAAACGAGGCCAAGCGUCAGCUCCUCCCCUACAGCUUCACCAAAAAGGCGUCCGAUGCUGCCAGCGAGGCAAAGCUUCCCAAAAUGCCUCUGGUUUCUAAACCCAAGCUCACCCCCAGUCCCGAGGUCUCCCACACGCCCUCCCCGUCCGCCAUCAAGGCAGCAGCCAAGAACGCCGCCCUGCAGGUCACCAAGCAGAUCACGCAGGAGGAGGAGGAGGAGGACGACGGCGACGAGGACUUCCAGCAGGGCAAUUUCUUCUCCUUGUCAGAAAGCAGCGAGGUUCCCCCCUCUCCAGCCGAAAGCUUCAGCUACCCCCUGCCAGCCCCCGACGACGAUGGGCCGCCCGGCGUAGAUCCCGCCGAGCUGCAGAACGACACCGCUAACGCACCUUUAGAGUUCAAGACGGCAGCCGCUCAAGCGUCCAACCAGUGGUCAGCCAUGCCUGGGGAGGACUACACUGCCCAGCAGUACGAGCAGUAUCCUGAAGGCGCCUACUUUCCGCAGGAGUAUUACGGCAGCGGGUACUACCAGGAGCAGGAGCCGCCCUCCACACAGCGAGACAGCGAUGCCAGCAGCUCCUUCAUGGAUGACGAAGCCUUCAAACGGCUACAGGGUAAGAGGAACCGGGGAAGGGAAGAAAUUAAUUUUGUCGAAAUCAAAGGCGACGACCAGCUUAGCGGUAACCAGCAAUGGCUUACUAAGGCCCUGACAGAAGAGAAGAACAUGAAGUCCUUCAGCAAGAAAAAAGGCGAACAGCCGACAGGACAGCAGAGGCGGAAGCAUCAGAUCACCUACCUGAUCCACCAGGCAAAGGAGAGGGAGCUGGAACUGAAGAACGCCUGGUCUGAGAACAAGAUGAGCCGGCGGCAGACGCAGGCCAAGUAUGGGUUUUGAUGCCCAGGCACCGGUUGGGCAAGGUUUGGUUAAAUCUCUUGACAGAGAUGAGAAUCCAGACAUCGGUUGUUGGAAGAGGCACAGCUAGAGCGCUCCUCACCAUCUACAGAAGAGCUCCCACCGCGACUAAUGUCAACUCCCGAAGUGCCACACUACAGUUUUGGCUUGGCGCUGAAAGGGUUUGCCCGUGUAACGUAUGACUGGCAGGACGCCGCCCCGGGCCGUUCAAAGGACUCUUCCAUACACGCUUCAUUUCUUUUUGUGACAGUUGGUCUUCGUUUUGCCCCCAAAUCCUGUACCUGUGGGGGAUAGUGUCAUCUGGUUUACACACUGGCCGAUCGACGGGGUCUUUAUCAAUCCGCUUGACUGCUGUAGAGUUUGGGGGAUGGGUUCUGACACGAGGAUCCUCCUUCCCCCCCCCCCCCCUUUUUUUUAUUUUUUAAUUAGACAAAUAUAUAAAAAGGAGGUUUAUAAAAGUGGAUAAUGUCUUCUACUUCUAGUGGGGGUGACCCUUUUGGGCACAUCUAACUCAACCACCACUGGAGCACAGGGUAAAUAUUGGGCGGUAUCGGCAGUGAUCGGUCACAAUGGACAUCUUAUGGAGAUCCA